AUGACCGGCGACGGCACCAACGACGCCCCCGCGCUCAAACUCAGCGACGUCGGCUUCGCCAUGAACGCUGGCAGCGACGUGGCGAAGAGCGCCUCGGAUAUCAUCCUCCUGGAGAACAACUUCGCGGGGAUGGUCAAAGCCACGAUGUGGGGGCGGAACAUUCGCGAUAAUAUCCGAAAGUUCCUGCAGUUUCAGUUCGCCGCGAAUAUCGCGACCUGCAUGGUGGUGCUUCUCGGCGCGCUGAGCAGGCGCCACGACUCGGCCGUGCUGAAGCCCGUGCAGUUGUUGUGGUUGAAUUUGAUCAUGGACACGCUGGCGGCGCUCGCGCUGGCGACCGAGCUGCCAAACGAGGAGGUGCUGCUUUCGCGCCCGCCGGAGUCGAAGACCACCCCGUUGGUGCUGCCCAGUAUGUGGUUUCAUAUCAGCUGGCAGAGCGCCUUUCAGAUCGUGGUGCAGGUUUUAUUGCUGAAAUACGGCCAUCGCUUCUGCGCGGCGCCGUUGGGGAUGCGGAGGGGCGAUGGCGGAACUCGAAGCGAGUUGGGGUUGAACGAUAUCGAAGGAGGCUCGGUGGAGGUGCCUUUGAUGCCGUUCUCGGGAAACGACUUCAACCCCCUUCAACCAACCAACUUCGAUGACGGGAUCCCACUCCCAAUGCACCUCAUUCAGCAUAGUACCAUCAUGUUUAACACCUUUAUAUGGAUGCAGAUAUUUAACUUUUUGAACUCACGUUUGAUCCGCCCGAAUGAGGCUUUCCUCGGUAAUUGGCGGUCCAGUCAAACUCUCAUUUGCAUUAUGAUUGGGGUUUCCUGCCUACAAGUGCUUAUCGUCCAGUACGGUGGGGAGUUUUUCAACACGGUCCCCUUAUCAGCUGCGCAGUGGAUGAUCUGCGUCUUCUUGGGGAUGCAGAGCCUGACCGUGGGGUGGAUAAGCCGUCGUUAUUAUUGGGGGGCGCAGAAAGAGGAUACCCCAAAGCGCUGGGAAAAACGAAUAUCGAGCACCGCUGCGUAA
Messenger RNA from Phytomonas sp. Hart1, 1008 nucleotides. The record is from the annotation of a GenBank genome assembly. NCBI's taxonomy places the organism in Eukaryota, Euglenozoa, Kinetoplastea, Trypanosomatida, Trypanosomatidae.